Python bivittatus (Burmese python) is the source of this 2783-nucleotide messenger RNA. It is a transcript of the gene ANKRD29, whose product is annotated as ankyrin repeat domain 29. Lineage: Eukaryota; Metazoa; Chordata; Lepidosauria; Squamata; Pythonidae. Gene Ontology annotation, molecular function: protein binding. The record is from RefSeq and is a predicted model, not a curated record.
GGCUGGCAGACAGACGCCGCUGUUUCUCAGACGCCGGCUCGGGCGUGGGGCUGCUGCUCUCUGCAGCCAAACGCGGCCCUGCUCCAGCUGCUCUGCGGAACGAGCCAAUGAUCGCUCGCCUACCAGCGCCAGAGGAAAGCCGGGAGGAAGCACUGCCGGGCAGGCAGACGAUGCAGCUCCAUUUUUAGUGGCAGGCAUGAGCCUCUCAGAGAGCCCAAGAUGUCUUUCAAGAAGGAGACACCACUUGCAAAUGCUGCAUUCUGGGCUGCAAGGAAAGGAAACUUGGCACUGCUUCAGCUGUUGUUGAAUAGUGGGCGCAUCGACGUGGACUGCAAAGAUAGUCUUGGUUCAACAGCCCUUAUGGUAGCAUCAUACUAUGGCCACAAAGAAUGUGUGCGAGAACUGGUGCUGCAAGGAGCCGAUAUUAAUCUUCAGAGAGAGACUGGUGCCACUGCCCUAUUCUUUGCUGCACAACAAGGCCACAAAGAUAUAGUGAAGUUACUCUUUGAAUAUGGAGCUUCCACAGAAUUCAAAACCAAAGAUGGUGGUACUGCUUUGUUAGCUGCUUGUCAAUAUGGGCACAUAAGAGUGGUGGAAACCUUACUAAAGCAUGGGGCCAACAUACACGAUCAGCUUUAUGAUGGAGCUACUACACUUUUCCUGGCUGCUCAAGGAGGCUAUCUGGAUUUAAUUCGGUUAUUGCUGUCUUCAGGAGCAAAGGUCAACCAACCAAGGCAGGAUGGGACAGCUCCAUUGUGGAUAGCCUCUCAGAUGGGACACAGUGAGGUAGUGCGAGUCAUGCUGCUCCGAGGAGCAGAUCGAGACACUGCAAGGCAUGAUGGCACAACUGCUUUACUUAAAGCUGCAACCAAAGGAUACAAUGAUGUUAUAGAGGAAUUACUUAAAUUCUCCCCUGCACUUGGCUUACUGAAGAGGUUCUGUCUUUUUGUGGACAAAUUACUCCAUCCCAGUCUCCCAUUAAACAUCAAUUUUCAUAUGAAUGGGACAUCUGCCCUUCAUGCAGCAGUACUUGGUGGCAAUAUUAGAGCAGUAGCAUUACUCUUAGAAGCAGGAGCAGAUCCACUCCUUAAAAACAAGAAAAAUGAAUUGCCUUCAGAUCUGACAAAAAAUGAGCGCAUCCUACGUCUCCUGCAAUCUAGAGCAAAGCACAGGAAGAGUUAAUGUCCCUUGACAUUUUGAGACAGCUGAUGAAUCCUGUCCUUACUAGCCCUCAAGCAAAGCUCGUAGUCCUGUAGAACUGGAAAUGUGUUGUUGAGAUUCAAGCAUUUCCUGUCUCCUGUUCUGUGAAUGAGGUCAGGAUCUUUCAUGGAGUGGUACAGCUAAGAUAUGUUAGGCCGCUUAUGCUCACCAGGUUUUAGUUGCUGGCUUCGGGGUAGGGAAGACGGGGUCCACAAAAUAGCUUUCCUGAAAAGCAGGUCUUAUUGUACUAGAAGAAGAUCCUCUUUGCUUUAGUAUAUUAUAUACCUUGAAGUAAUCUCCUAAUCCUUCCCCAGUGUUGUAUAGGCCUUCCCAGUGAUGUGGCUGCAAUAAGCCUUAAUGCAGGUGUGGAAAAUCUAGCUCUCCUAUUGUUGCUGAACUAGAUCUUGCAGCAGCCAAGAGAAAAUUAUGAGGGGUGCUGGUAGUUACAAUUCUUUAACAUCUUGCAGGUCACAUGUUAACCGAUGUUUGUUCUAACCAUUUUUAAAGAAUAUGUUGCCUAGGCUCUGUUUACUGUCAGCCACUUUAGAUGUUGAGAUACACAAGUGCCUCCCAACUGGUUAGCGUUCUAUAAUGUGUCUGGCUUCCUUGCAGUGAUUAUUUAGACUACUUUCUUCUGCUCAGUGAUACUACGAAGAUUUGCAAUAAAAAUGGGGUAUAGAUGGUUAUAAUACGCCUUUGCUUAGGCAUACCAUUCCUGAAUUAUAGUCAUGAUAUAUAUAGUAGCAUACUGAGUUUCACUUUGUGUAUUUUAUUAUUGUUACCCUCACAGAGAUCUCUAUGCAGAUUUCUUAUUACCUAUGUAAUUUUGUUUCCCAUGUAUUUAUUUCAAUUAAGGCAUGUGUAAAUUACCACUCAUAUUUUUCCUGGAUGGAUUAGAAUGCAAAUUCAUGUUUUUCACAUCUAGGAAAAGCAAAAUUUACUGAUUGCAUUUUAUUACACAUUUUGUGUAUUACAACAAAUGUCAUGGAUGUCAGAGAGCUUUUGAAAAUGCACAAAUGUGCAUUGGUAGCAGGCCAAUAUGGACAUGAAAUAAGGAUUAAAUACAGAACUACUUCUGUGUAAUGAUUAUUUCUUAUAUCAGGAUACGUUCACCUGAACAUUUUAAUGAAUUUUUAUGAGUAUUUUGGACAAACCACUACCAUGCUUAUUUUCUGCUUCAAGAAUCCUGACCAAGUAUGUUACAGCAUCUUUCCUAUUUAAAUUAGUUUGAAAUGUGAUGCUUUUAACCAUUGUGAUUUUGUGAAUAAUUUGCUUCUCUCAUGUUUCCUUCUCUAAACAUUUAGACUAACACAAGCCUAAUACACCUUAUUUUCUAUUUAUUUUCUAUUCAGUUAUAACUAUUCCAUGGAUUUGUCCUCUUCAUCCAGAUAUUUUAUUAUGCCCACCAUCUCUGUAUUCUGUUUUAGCACUAAGCAUUCCAGCUUCUUUGGUUUAGACAUUUCUAGUACAAUGGUAUUGGCAUAUAUAAACAUCUCUACAUGGUGUAGACUUUUCUUUUAUUUGUUUGUUUGUUUGUUUGAAUAGUUUUCCCUAUGAUUCAUCAAUAUAUGUAAUGGUAUGUG